Molecule: messenger RNA, 1025 nt
Organism: Coffea eugenioides
Lineage: Eukaryota; Viridiplantae; Streptophyta; Magnoliopsida; Gentianales; Rubiaceae
Product: germin-like protein 1-2
Exons: 1
Coding region: 115-825 (236 amino acids)
Cellular component (GO): cell wall
Molecular function (GO): manganese ion binding
Source: RefSeq, a predicted model, not a curated record
GGGGUUCUAUAAAUACCAUCCUUCCUGUCAGUUGUGGACACAUUCCUGCCUAGCUAAUUUUAGUUUCAGCCAAACUACAUAUUCAUACCUAGCUCAACUGAAAUUAAACUUUCCAUGGCAUACCAGAGCGCCUACAAUAUGAAUUACCAGAUACUACUAUGCUUGAUACUCUUCUCCCUAGGCUUUCUCCUACCACUGCCAUCCCAUUCUGCUGAUCCAAGCCCGUUGCAAGAUUUCUGCGUUGCAGAUCUUGAUUCCUCUUUAUACAUUAAUGGCUUUCCGUGCAAAAACCCUGAUAAUGUAUCUUCACAAGACUUCUUCGCCAAUGGGUUCCAACAAAGUCCAGGAGAAUUCAAUAUUUUUGACGUCAAUGUCACUCGUCAAGAUGUUCGUCGAUUUCCAGGACUCAACACUCAAGGGCUGUCAAUGAACCGAGUGGUUUUGAAGCCCGGAGGGCUGAAUGCACCCCAUUCCCACCCUCGUGCAUCCGAGCUGGCUCUAGUCAUGGAUGGAAAACUGCUUGUAGGCUUGGUGACAACCGGAAACGUUUUAUACUGGAAAAUUUUGACUUCAGGAGAGUUGUUUGUGAUUCCUCCUGGGCUACUGCACUUCCAACUUAAUAUUGGACAUGAGAACGCGCGCUUCUUCGCCUCGUUCAACAGUCAAAAUCCAGGGAUUCAGUUCGUCCCCCUUGCUCUUUUUAACUCCACGCCUUCGAUUCCUGAUCUCGUGUUGAGUACAACAUUUCAAGUAAAUCAAAGUAUCAUUGAGCUCAUUAAGUCUAGGUUUGCAACUGUGUCAACUGUGCUUAAGUCAUCUUAUUAACACCCUAUCCCAGGUGUUCUUCAUUAUUGUUGUCAUAUUAAAUCAAGGCCAAAAAAUAAAAAUUUCUAUACUAUCGUUUAGUAGUAUUUUGGUCAAGAAGUUUUAAGUAGCUCUUUUGGAGCAAGUUAGGGUAUUGUUACUGUCUACCAGCUAGUAUUGUAUUAAAUAAUUUCUUAUGGUUGUCAAUAGUCAUAUUAUUG